Molecule: messenger RNA, 1305 nt
Organism: Mollisia scopiformis
Lineage: Eukaryota; Fungi; Ascomycota; Leotiomycetes; Helotiales; Mollisiaceae
Product: rhomboid-domain-containing protein
Exons: 1
Cellular component (GO): membrane
Molecular function (GO): serine-type endopeptidase activity
Source: RefSeq, a predicted model, not a curated record
GGGCUUCCUUUCAGAGACACUCCUAUUUCGAGACCAGAAGCAGUUGCUAUAUUUGGGAAUUUGCUUGACGCGAAUACUGUGAACAGAUUGCUGAGAUUCAUACAUGGACGUAGAGUUGCUGGGACAUUAGGUGAUCCCAGUUUAUCGAAUCCGUACGACCAGCAAGCAUUCGAAGCUGGCUUGGAAUGGCUAAGGAAACAUGUCCCGGUGGAUGAAGUGGAAUGUGCGGGCCUCAGGGCUGAGUUGGAGCUUGCAGAGAUGGAAGGAGACGUUAUGGCUAAAGCACAGAGAGCUGGUCUGUAUGAACCGAAUUCCCAAGGGCAGAAAGAUGUAUAUGGAAAAAGUGGACUUGACGCAAUUCGGCGAGCCAAGGAGAAAGAGUUCGACGAAAGAGAGGCAAGAAAGAAAGCACAGUUGCGUGAAACGCGCGGGAUUGAACACAAGACUGGUAUGCUGGAAGAACUCAGCGCAAGAUCACAAGUCGAACUACGCAGACCUGGUGAAGACCCACGGCUCAAGUAUUACUUGGAACGAGCAAAAGUGCUGCCAGAUACGCCACCAGAGAUGUCGAAGUUCCAACGCCUUUGGCCAUCUGGACUUGUUGUUUUGGCUUUUGUGACCGGUUGCUCCAUUUUUGCGACGGUAUACACACCUCCAAAGAAAGAGUGGAGAUUAUGGCCAGAUAUCCCACCGGCUGCUGCGACUAUCAUAGGUCUGAUCUUCGCAAACGCAAUCGUUUUGGGUGCCUGGAGAGUUCCAGCUCUGUUCCGGAUGUUGAAUAAAAACUUCAUCACAGUACCCGGAUACCCCUUCGCAAAGAGUAUGAUUGGCAGCAUGUUCUCUCACCAACAAUUUUCUCAUUUCGCUCUCAACAUGGGGGUUUUAUGGUUCGUCGGAAUUCGACUACAUGAGGAUGUUGGACGAGGGACUUUUCUUGCAAUCUACCUUAGCAGCGGGGCCGUUGGAACGUUUACAUCUCUCGCCUUCUAUGUUCUGAGGAACAACUUUACGUCUUCGUCGCUUGGUGCUUCAGGGGCCCUUUGUGGUAUAGUUGCAGCAUACUUGCUGAUGCACUCCGCCGAGAAGGUAACCUUCUGGGGAGUCCCACCCGACUUGGAUUGGCUAAAGGUCUCAACAAUGACAAUAUUAUCGGCUGUUAUUGCCAUGGAGGUUUUUCACAUGAUACGCCCAAUAUCCAAGCGUGUGGGUAGUCAUGCAGGUAUUGAUCAUUGGGCACAUUUGGGAGGAUAUGCUGCUGGGAUUGUGGGGGCAGAGGUUGUGAAAGCGCGAGAGCAACAGAGAAAG